Molecule: messenger RNA, 6947 nt
Organism: Chelonia mydas (Green sea turtle)
Lineage: Eukaryota; Metazoa; Chordata; Testudines; Cheloniidae
Gene: ABTB1
Product: ankyrin repeat and BTB domain containing 1
Exons: 12
Coding region: 1730-2878 (382 amino acids)
Cellular component (GO): cytoplasm; ubiquitin ligase complex
Molecular function (GO): protein binding
Source: RefSeq, a predicted model, not a curated record
UGUGGAAAUAAAUGUUCGGGAUAAAUGGGACAGUACCCCUUUCCAGGUGCCCCCUUGUCUAGCCACUGAGGUAGUGGAUAUAAUAAUCUGAAUGGGACGUGCUAUGGAAAUGCCAGAAGAAUCCCAAGGCAGACAAUGGAUCACUGCCUCCCCCUCUGGAGUGUGGUGUGGUGACUGAUUUAGAGGUGUACAGGAACUCUGCAUAAUAGUGUGGGACAGGCAGUGAAGAAUCCCACGUUCACUAUUGAAGUCUGGUGGGAGCUCUAUGCACAUAAUACGCUGAUUCCAAAGUGCCUUGAAACAUCUGCAAUGUGUUCUGAAGACUGAAUAUCUUCCAGAAGGCUUGUACAAAAAUUAAGCAGUAAAGAUUAAGGAGGUGGUGGUGUUUGAGUGCCAAAAGUGUGAGAGGCUCAUGAUCUCAGUUGGUCUCCAGGCACUCCCGUAAUAAACAUGAGUCCCUGAAAGUUUACAAUCCAAAUAGGCAACAUAUAGACAAAGGAAGGGAGAUGGGAUGCAAUAAGAAUGAAAGUGAGUUGAGGCUAAGCAUGUGUCUUGUUCCAUGACUGUUUAGGACUAUUUUUGGAUGCUUUUCUGAAAGCAGGAUGAAGAUUUACAGGCCUCCUGGCAGAAGUGUGUUUGCAGAGGGAUUCCAAGGAGAAGAGCAGAGGCAUGGUAGACAGGGCAUAGAAGAUGAUGUAGAGAUAAGCAUGGGUGAAAUAGUGGGAGUGCGUAGUCUAGUGAUUAUUGGGAAUUAGGAGUCAAGACUUAGGAGUUUAAUUUCCAGCUCUGUUACUGACUUGCUGUGUGACCUUGGGUAAGUCAUUUCCUGUCUCUCUUGCUUUCCUGAUGGAAAAGUCCUCUAGAAUUCAAUAGGGACCAAACCACCAAUAGGGUUCUAAAAUGACUGUAAGAUCUGUAGAACUGAAUAGAGACGGAGAUCUCUUCAAUAGCUUUUUGGAUAGUUCAAAACACCUAUAUAAAUGUUCUCAUGUCUAUAGGCCAGUUUUAUCUGCCUGUAAAAGAGGGAUAAUACCUACUACAUUGAGGGGUUAUAGUCUUAAUUGAUAUUUAUAGUGCAGUUUGAGAUCUUCAACUGAAAGGUGCAAGAGAAGCAUAAAAUACUUGGGUUGUGGAAAGAUGCCAAAAGGAAAAUAAAUCCAUCCUAAAAGGGAAUUGGGAACAUUGGUUUACUGUACAUCUGACAUAUGGGGUUGAGCCUACAGCAUUCUAUGUGUGCAAUAAUGAAUGUGCCUGCUGAAGAAGCAGGAGUGUGCUUGGGGCAGCAGGGCAUGGAAUUGCUGGGUGCACAUGAAAUAAACUAAUGAAUCAAGUUUGGCAACCUAGAGGCAUUACGAGGGGCUGAGUCAGGGUUUGGACCCUGAGGUCCCCUGGCAGGCCAAGAGGACCUGAGUGUGCUGACAACAGAAGGCAGAACCUGCCCAUCCUCUUUAUAUGGAGGGGGCACCUUGGGUCAUUCCUGAGCAAUCUCCUUAAACUCCAAGAGAGGACCAUUGUUUAGCCCCAGAAGGAGCCAUAAGCAUCCCACCACUGAUGGAAGGACAGAUACUAUGCUUGUCUCUGUGGACACGAGGAGCUUGUAUCCUAUCUUCUAGCCAGUGGUGCAAAAUGUGAAGCAAACACUUUUGAUGGGGAGCGUUGUUUGUACGGGGCUUUGAGUGAUGCCAUCCGACGUGUGUUGAAGGAAUACAAGCAAAUCACAGCGAAGUGCAUGAAGAGAGAUUAUUACGAUGUCUUCUUGCAGCGGCUUCUGGAACAGGGUUACCAAAGCGACAUUGUCUUCAUUGUCCAUGGGAAAUCCUUCUGUGCCCACCGCUGCAUCCUUAGUGCCCGCAGCGUAUACUUUGCAGAAAUGUUUGAGACCAAGUGGAAAGGGAAGAACAUGAUCGCAUUAAAGCACCCACUGAUCAACCCAGCGGCCUUUGGCUCCCUCCUGCAGUAUCUUUACACAGGUCGUCUAGACAUUGAUGUAGAAUAUGUGAAUGAUUGCAAGAGACUAGCCAAGCAGUGUCGGCUUCAGGAUCUCAUCGAGGAUUUGGAGAUCAAGUGUAAAAAGGUCUAUGAAUUUGUCUCUUCCAAGCCAGGGACCUGUGUGAAAGUGCUGACGAUUGAGCCCCCAGGUAACUGUCGGCUGCAGGAGGAUCUGGCUCUACUAGCAGACUGCGCCCUGCCGGCUGAACUGCGGGUGGGUUUUGGGGAGUUGCCAUUUGACAGCACUGACAACUUUAGCAGCUGUCCUGAUGUGUGUUUUCGAGUGGCAGAUUACAACUUUUUAUGCCAUAAGGCAUUUUUCUGUGGCCGCAGUGAUUACUUCAAAGCCCUUCUUGAGGAUCAUUUCAGUGAGAGUGAGGAGCUGCAGACUCAGCCCACCAUCCCUGUGGUGACCCUUCAUAACAUCUCAGAAGACAUCUUCAUCAGGGUCCUCUACUACAUCUAUAGCGAUGACACUGAGCUGUCCCCAGAGAAUGCUUAUGACGUGCUGUGUGUAGCAGACAUGUACCUGUUGCCGGGGCUCAAACGCUUGUGCGGGAGAACCUUGGCUCAGAUACUUGAUGAGGACAAUGUUGUCAACAUCUGGAGGAUUGCGAAGCUGUUCCAGCUGACGCGCCUGGAGGACCAGUGCACGGAGUACAUGGCAAAGAUCAUUGAGAAGCUGGUGGAGUUGGAGGAGUUUGCGGCUGCGGUGAAGGAGAAUGCUGAGGCAGUGGAGGAACGGCAGGAGACCGAUUCCAUCCCCCUGGUGGACGACAUCCGCUUCCACAUCACCAGCAAUGUGCAGACUUACAGUGCCAUCGAGGAGGCCAACCAGAAACUAGAGGCACUGGAAAACCUCCUGGCCAGUAUAGGGCUCGAGUGCUGAAGUCUGUAAAUCCUGCUGUUGGAUGCAGAGAGCAGCCGGUGUGACCUCCAGUGGGUUGCCUCUGAGUGCAAGAACAUAUGAGUCUUAGUCAAAUGACUUUUUUCUUUUUUUCUCUCCUCCUACCCACCACCUCCCCCUUCCCCCCCCCCCCCCCCAGCAUGGUUUCCUUUUAAUUCAUUCAUGGCUGGACACUCACAUGUUUUGUUUUUUUCCUUCCGUUAAUAGGAUCCCAAAGUACAGACCAGUUUGAUAGUUACUGCUUGUACGAUAUAGCACUGAGAGGGAACUGCCAACCACGUGGCUAAUGGAGCUCUAUUAAUGGACUCCAUGACAUCUGGCCCCAGGAGCUGCCCCACCGUCUCAGCCAGCAAUGCAUUUCUGAAACUGGUUCAAACCAGGGUUCUUGUGUAGUGAUCAAGGGAACAAAAAUGGAUUAUGCUGAGUGUAAAGGAAUCUAUUAGAAUUAAACUGGCUGGUCUUUCGCUGUCAGGAUUAUGGGGAGUUAGCGGAGAGGAUGGCAUGUUAAUGGGGCACAGGAAUUUAGCCUUAUAGAGGCGCUAGCUGACUUCACCUGCUCUUCCUGUUUCUCAGUCACAAACUACUGGGAUCCUCCAAGCAUUGGCACUUGGAUUUACACCCUCCGUGUAGUAUGGAAGUUUAGGUUUUAAAUCCAUAUUCUGACAGAUUGUGACAGUGUAUCCUUGAUCAGGGGGACAUGACUAAAUUGAAUGAUUUCUUUUCUGGAUACUUUGUUUAAAGCAUGUCCCAAAUAUAAACCUGUAGAAAUACAUUCGAGAGCAGCAGGAGAGAGACCCAGUCUGCUAAAGAGCCAGUGACUUUUCAAAGGCACUGAUGCAGAGGUACUGCCCUUGUCUCGCUCGAACAGGGGAGCAGCUCCUGUCCUCUGAGUUGCCACUUAUUCUUUUUUUGGCCUGUUGUGUCAGGAUGAAGGAGAGACUUAUCAAAGUUUAAGGGUGGGUUACAAGGAAAAGGGAGCUUUACAAGGCCUGUCGCAGUUCAUCUGUCCUGAUCUUUCGUCUUCUGACUUUACUCCGGCUUAAAAACCUUGAGUUCCUUGUUCUUCAAGAAGCUAAUUGUUCAUCCUUGCAAAUGUGUUUGGGGAUUCUUCCUCUGCCAUAGAUAUCAUUAUCUUUAGAAAUCUGGUUUCUCUUGGCUUUUAGAGAGGGAUGGUGCUGGUCUUUCCCUCUUUUCUCAACAUCAAUCAGCAGUUGCACUAAGUACAUCUCAUCAUAUGGACUAGUUCUCCGAGCCCUGCUCCCAUGCCGUUACAGCCCUUUCCUGUUACAACCCAUCCUGUCUCACUAGAUGUCCCUCUUUAGUGUUGCCCUGUUUCUAGAUACCCUCAGAGGUGGAAGUGUAGCAAGAGUUUUACUUGUCGCUCUGUUUUGUGUGACAGCAUGGCUGGAAGUUGCAAUUUUACACGAUGUUAGGGUUAUGAAAUGACUUCAGGUUGGAUUCAGUGGUCCUGUGUGCUGAUACUGGGUGAUACUCCAAAGAGACAUUAUUGCCAGAGUACAGGCAAUUACAUCCUCCCUUUGUUAACUUGUGAGUGAGGUCAGGCUAUUUUCUUGGUGUUGGCUAGAGAGAGGAAGGGGAUCUACGGUCACAAAAUCUUGCGUGCACCCAGAUUUUAUUCUUUCUUCAUAAAUCUCCUGUCUCUUGUCACAAGGAUACACUAUGGUUGCUAGAUUUUCUAGAGUUGUCAUCAGAGUCCCAAGGAUUCCCUGUCAGGUUUUCCCAGAGAGCAAAGCAUGGAGACUUAACUGCUCUUACCCUUUAGAGAGUCAUAGGAAGCGCGUGGCUUAAUGGUGGGAGACAGAGGAAGUAUCAUAAUGUUGGAAAUUUAAUGCUGCCAAGGACUUUGAGUGUUCUGUGUUACUAAGUCUCCUCAGAAUUAUGUACUACAUGAGAGUUGAUUUGUCAGGGGAAGGGAAGUGGAUUCUUUCUGCAGUACUUGGGGCCUGGGAGGGAGAAAAUUGGGCUGUAUUAGUUGCAUGAGGAAUCCUAUCAAAAUGUUGGUGCUGCUGUCACUGGUGGAUGUUGCUGUUUACAGUAACUGCAUGAUGUAGGGGUUUCAAACCACACCCCAGUGACUUGUGCUAUCCUGUGUUGCCCCUGUGCAUUGUUCAUGCAGAUAGGUGAUCUGGGUCCCCAACAGCUCCUCUGACCAUGCUUUUGGUAGCGUUUUUUCAACAUAACCAAGGGAAAGGAUUUAAGUUCCCCUGUAUGGCAAGGACUGUGUUAUGUGGGCUUUAUGUUGUCCUUUCCCAUCUGCUAGCCUGGCUUCCGAAGUGGCUUGGACAGCUAAUGAAAUUGCAUAUGAUUGUCUUGGUUUAGUUAUGAUUAUGAAGUUGCUACAUAGUUUGGCUAAGACUCCAAAAGGCUCAGUGUGGGUAGAGUAGUGGGUAUUGCCGGCAGGGUUGAGCUGUAUCAGCAGAGUUGUGCGUGGAAGCCCAAGAAUAGACUAGCAGGUCAGGACUGAGAUGCGUUGUCAGAGCCGAGAGUUUUCAGCUAUGUACUGGCUCUCCCAGCCUCCAGAGGAUUCUUCUUAUCCAUAUUUAUGUGGCUUCUCCUGCAGACGAGGCAUCUUUGGGGAAGAGGGUGUCUCUGGAAGGGGUUGAGCUAUUCGAGCAGGAUCUGCCUCUAUUUCUGUUAGAAAUUCCUUUGGGGAAACAGGUGAGUUUUCUGGCUUGCUUUUUGCAGGCAGGUGCCAGCAUCUUGGUUCCAUAGUGUGCAUGCCUGGUCCUGUAUCAGAAUAGUGACAUGGAAAGAGGAACUGUAUGUUCUGCUCCUUAAAUGUGUGUAUUUUAGAACACCUUAGGUCUGUGUACUUCUGUAUCCAUCUACAGAGCACAGAUUAGCAUUGGCUGAAGGACAGAACGACAGGACAAUGAAGUUCUUAGAGCCAAAAGUAACCUGCAGCUGGUGAAGCGUGUUUCAAUUUAAGAUGUGGGGGGAAGGGCUGGUUAGACUAAUGCUAAAUCCCUUGUAUUUUGUGUCAGGGGAAGGAGUGAGUGUUGUCUCACCCUCUGAGAUGUAAGCUCUUUAAAGAUCCCGCAAAACCUGUUAUUCAGAAACAACCUUCUAGCUAAACUGGUAUGAUUCACCUGCCUUUCUCUUCCCUUUAUUACUAAAUAUGACUUUGUAUAUAAGCACGAGGCUCAGGUUUUUAUCACCUCUUCUCUGCUCCUGCAGUAUACAUUUCUCAAUCACUCUGCUUGCAACACAACCUUCCUUUUCACAGCAACUGUUGUGACAUCCCCCCCUUCCACCCAGAAGACUACGGGCCACCAAUUUAGAUGGAUUUACACCAGCAGUGAAUUUGGCCUUUGCCCUCAAAGCAUGGUGUGUGUUGGAAGUAAGAUUCAGGAGCAGGACUGUUGAGAAAAACACUAUCCUUUUUCCAUGCAGGUAUCUUAACUCUUAAAGUAAAAAGGAGAGUGGUACAAAAAUGGGUGAAAUGGCAGCCACACAGUUUGUAAGUAUUUUCCAUGCAGCUCUUCUUAAAUGUGUCCAUUCCUGUCCCUUUAAGCAGGGAACCACUUAGAAGUUGUAAUUUGUGGGAUUAAAGGUCAAUGUGGCCUUUUUAUUUUCCUCCCUGGUAAUGCAGUUUUGUUAAAUGUGCUGGAUGAAUUCGGAACACCUUGUCUGUCCAGCUGUACAUAGUGGCUAAAUCUCUGAACUAAACUGGAUUGUCCAAUUACUGAGUAUCUAGGGCUCCUUCAUCUGUCUGAAAAACAGAUAAGCAGGUGGUUAACAUACAGAACAAGCUCCUUAAUUGUAAAAUAAAUAAACUGGUUUGUAACAUGUGUUGAACUCACUUUAGUGUUGCAAAUAAUUUUAUUGCAAGAUGAAAAAUUAGGAUUUCUCUUCUGUUAGUCUUUUUUUGUGUUCUGUUCUGCUAUCCCCAUCCUCUUAAUUUACGAUUAGCACUUUCUUGAAAUAAGAAAAUUGUAAAGUUUAUCAGAGCAGCAAUAUAUUAUAAUAAUAUUUAAAAAUGUAAUGUGUGAGCAUGUGUGCAGCAAUAAAAAAAAUGUAUAUUUCACUA